Molecule: messenger RNA, 660 nt
Organism: Cooperia oncophora
Lineage: Eukaryota; Metazoa; Nematoda; Chromadorea; Rhabditida; Trichostrongylidae
Source: the annotation of a GenBank genome assembly
AUGGCUUCCACUUCUAUCCCGGAAAACUACUAUGCUGUUCCUGUUGGAGAGACGCAAAUGGUUAUCUUGAAGAGAUAUGAAAAUCUUCGGCUGAUUGGUUCAGGAGCUCAGGGCAUUGUUUGCGCUGCAACAGACACAGUAACCAACAAGCCGGUUGCCAUAAAGAAAUUGUCGAGACCAUUCCAAAAUGUUACGCAUGCCAAGCGGGCAUAUAGAGAAUUUAUUCUUAUGAAUCUAGUCAAUCAUAAAAAUGCAAGUUUUUACUUCCUCGAUUACAUAAUUGGAUUAUUGAACGCCUUUUCCCCGCAGAGAGAAGUGAGCGAAUUUAAUGAUCUUUAUAUCGUUAUGGAACUAAUGGAUGCGAAUCUUUGUCAGGUCAUACAAAUGGAUCUGGAUCAUGAGCGAUUAUCUUAUUUAUUGUAUCAAAUGUUGUGUGGAAUAAAGCACUUACAUAGUGCAGGUAUCAUUCAUAGGGACUUGAAGCCGUCUAACAUUGUGGUAAAAAGUGAUUGCACACUGAAGAUUUUGGAUUUUGGACUAGCCCGAACAGCUGUUGAGGCAUUUAUGAUGACACCAUACGUAGUCACUCGAUAUUACCGUGCUCCUGAAGUGAUUCUAGGAAUGGGAUAUGGAGAAAACGGUAGGCUCUUCCGAGUUUGA